Effrenium voratum is the source of this 1023-nucleotide messenger RNA. The record is from the annotation of a GenBank genome assembly. Lineage: Eukaryota; Dinophyceae; Suessiales; Symbiodiniaceae.
GCUCAAAAGAAGAACAAGGAGCUGGUCACAGUUUUGACAGCAAUUGACCAGGUCACCAUCCACACAGACCAAGAGAACUCUUUGAACCAUCUGUACGAAAAGGUGACGGACAAGCUGGGCAAUGACAAGGUGCAGCUUCGUAAAUCACCCAGGUACAGUUCGGCUUCAUUGGGCUCUGGGGAGAUGGUGAACGGACUGAUAGCCGGAAAGAUCAGGUUUCACGUGAACAAGACGAAGACGACGGCGCACAGGAUCUUGAAAGGACAUGAUUACCUGGGAGAACUCUUGCCGAUGGGCGAGACCGUCAUGGCAAAGUACCCCAACGUGAAGGACAGGGCGAAGAGCGACUCCAGAUGGGUGAAAGGCAUCUAUGCUGGAAAGACAACGCAGUUGGACGAGCACAUAGCCCUCACAGAAGCAGGGGCAGACACUUUCCGCACAGUGAGAAGGUUACCGCUGGGCUCACAGCAUCAGCUGGUCGUUCUUGAACAGGCGAGAGGUGCACCCUGGAACACUGUGGAGGGCAUCGAGAAGGCGAAGCCAGAGGGCAUCCGCUCCAAAGUAGACGUGAGACAACUGCAGGAACCCAUCCUCGAAACAGAAGUAACUAGAGGGUCGGGAUCCGCGGGUGACAUUGCGCCACGUGAGCGGGAGAUACCGCCGGUGUUUGUGCCAGCGCCGAAAAUCUCCGGGCGCAGCAUCGAUCCGGACGGGUUGACGUGCCAAGACUUCAAGAAGAAGCAGAGCCCUGAGGAAAAGGAAAUUCAGGAGUACCUCAAAGAUGUACCUCGUGAGGAGCUCAUUUGGCAGGUUGAUGGCAACAUCUAUGGAAGACAAUCUGCAGCAGCUCAAUACCGGGAUCGACCUGAGGAGAUGCUCACCAACAAGGAACUCGUGAAAGAGAAGCAGGUUGCGAUCGCGAAGGUUGACGGGAAGCAGAAUCCCGCGGACGCGCUCACGAAGCAUUUGGUGACAGGUCGCAAGGGAGUGCGAUCAAUUCAGAAGUGUCAGCUUUGUGGCUGA